UUUAAAUAUUGAAUGGUAUAAUUUGAAUUCUUCAAAGGACUGGUAGAGGAGGGUUUUACUUGGGACGAAAAGGUUCCACGUUCGAACCUUCCCGUUGCCAUUUCUUUGUUUAAUUUCCUUUGUCACUUCGUUCGCUAAUUAGCGAGAAUUAUGCAGGUUGAAUUGGUGUUCGCUUUAAGUUGAAAGGCUUGCGGGCUGAUAGUGGCGAACUGCAUUUAAGUGUAGCUGGAAGUUAGGGUUUGUGAUGGACGUGGAUCCUCGCCAAUACGACCAUUUGAAUGUCAAUGACAAUGACGUACGUAAUAUUGUGCUCACUUACCUGAUGCACAAUUGUUUCAAAGAGACUGCAGAAACAUUCAUCUCUUGCACUGGGAUGAAACAGCCAGCCAACUGCCCCUUUGACAUUGACAGGAGAAAACCAAUUUACAAUUUUGCUUUGGAUGGAAAUGCUUUGAAGGCCAUAGAACUUACAAACCAGCUUGCACCUGAUCUGCUCGAGAACAAUAAGGACUUACAUUUUGAUCUUUUGAGUCUUCAUUAUGUUGAGUUUGUCCGCAUGAGAAAGUGCUCAGAUGCGUUGGAGUUUGCUCAGGCUGAAUUGACACCAUUUGGAAAGCAGGAUAAAUAUGUUGGGAAAUUAGAAGAUUGCAUGGCACUUCUAGCUUAUGAGGAGCCUGAGAAGUCACCCAUGUUUCAUCUCUUAAGCAUGGAAUAUCGCCAAAAUGUUGCUGAUUCACUGAAUCGAGCAAUCUUGGCACAUGCCAAUCUUCCUAGCUACACAUCUUUGGAAAGGCUUGUCCAACAAACCACAGUUGUGAGACAGUGGUUACAUCAAGAACUUGGUAAGGAUGGACCUCCACUCUUUUCCUUGACAGCAUUUCUGAAGAAUUAGACAGUGAGUGUACAGAGCUGGAUAUUGGACAGGCAUUUGUUACUGGCAUAUGAAAUACAUGGCUGCACUAUUUGUAUUUAUGAAUGUUGAUGGUUACACUCAACUGAAACUAUUGUAGUAUGCAAGGAAUGUGAAGAUUUUCCCUUUAAAGUGCUUUACCAUGUUAUAGUUUACUGUCAUUUGGUCAAUUUUUCCAUGUAACAUGCUAUUGUCUGCAUUGUGUAUCUUUUAGAUUUAACCAAACUAUCGAAACAGUAGCAUAUCCCGUUGAUGGGCUUUUGUGCCACAUCAAUAAUCUCUCUAUAGGUAGUUUAUGAAUAUGCAUAUUCUCUCUUU
Molecule: messenger RNA, 1228 nt
Organism: Cryptomeria japonica (Japanese cedar)
Lineage: Eukaryota; Viridiplantae; Streptophyta; Pinopsida; Cupressales; Cupressaceae
Exons: 8
Coding region: 245-892 (215 amino acids)
Biological process (GO): cytoskeleton organization; cell surface receptor signaling pathway
Cellular component (GO): cytoplasm
Molecular function (GO): protein binding
Source: RefSeq, a predicted model, not a curated record